Messenger RNA from Cooperia oncophora, 954 nucleotides. The record is from the annotation of a GenBank genome assembly. Lineage: Eukaryota; Metazoa; Nematoda; Chromadorea; Rhabditida; Trichostrongylidae.
AUGAACACUUUCUUCACUGCCAAGAGCAAAGAACCUACUUCUACUGUUCAAACGCGGGUGCCUUGGGUCGAGAAAUAUCGUCCAAGAAAGGUCAAUGAUCUCGUCUACCAGAAAGAAGUUGUUGCCGUUCUUAAGAAGGUUUUGGAAGGAUCUGAUAUGCCAAAUAUACUGCUGUAUGGUCCCCCCGGUACAGGCAAAACCUCUGCUGCACUUGCUUUCUGCCGACAACUUUUUCCAAAUCCCGAACUGUUCCGAGAUCGUGUCCUGGAACUGAACGCUUCUGAUGAAAGAGGCAUACAAGUUGUACGAACAAGGAUCAAAGAUUUUGCACACCGUGCUGUAUCUAAGGCUGGCCUGAUGCAAAUAAUGGAGAAGUACUGUAAAACAACCAGGUUCUUUCUGAUAUGCAAUUAUAUUUCUCGCAUUAUUGAUCCUCUCACGUCCCGAUGUGCGAAAUUUCGUUUCAAGCCGCUUCCAACGGAAUCUCAGCUGGAAAGGUAUGGGAUGCGUGACAUCUGUGAGAAAGAGGGUGUCAAGAUCGACAGUUCCACUCUUGAAACACUUAUUACGUUAUGUGAAGGAGAUCUUCGAAGAUCAAUCACUUACCUACAGUCUGUGUCUUGCCGCGAAAAUGUCACAAACGAUUACGUAUUGAACAUAACAGGAUAUGUCGCCGAGGAUAAUGCACAUAAGCUGCUCACUGCAUGUCAUUCGUCGGACUCUGAUAGGCUCUUACACGCCCUCGACGACGUGUAUCGUGCAGGAUAUGCCGGACCAUCACUAAUUAAUCAGAUAUACGAUCAGCUACUUGAUGACGAUAGUCUCAGCGACAUUGACAAAGCUGCGAUUUUUGAAAAAAUGGCGGUAGUGGAAGCUCGUCUCGUUGAUGGAUCUGAUGAGUACAUCCAACUGAUGGACUUGGUGUUCUGCAUUCAGUGGUAUUUCACCCACUAA